AUGGAGGGGGAGGCGGCGGCGGCGGCGGCUGAGGCCUGUGCCCUCGUGCCUGCAUCUCAGUCCUGGGGACUGCUGGAGCAAGAGCGGGCCGCCCUGCGGCAGGACAUGGAGGACGCCAUGGGUAAGGCGCAGAGCCAUCAUCCCGGCCUACAGCAGCAUGUCAGGAAGAACUUCGUGUGCAUAGCGGCACUGCCAGACAGCGGGCGACAGGACCUAGGCUGUGGGGUGGGGCUGGCGGCAGCCCUGGGGUCACAGCAGCAAGCUGAAGGCUCUGGGGAAGAACCAGAGCAGAUAAGUUUCCAGGAGAGUAACUGCACAAAGAUUAUCAGCAAGCGCCUGGCCCGUGUGGACUGGCAGAGGCAGAAGAGGCAGGAGAAGAGAGAUGUCAUGAGGAGCCCACCGGCCAGGAAGCUGACAGCACACUCACCGUGGCUCCGGGGCGGCGGCGUUCUGCGGGGCGGGGGCUCGGGCCGACUCCGCUCCUCUCCCCCCAAGCGGUGUCCCAGGCUCCGGCCUCCACUUCCGCCUUUCAGCGGCUCCGGAUCCGGAUCUCCACCUUCGCCCCGCCCCUCCACGCUCCCGGGUGACUGGCAGGACACAGAGACCAAUAGAAGACCCCCUUUGCCGCCCCGCGAGCCGCGCCAGCGGGGACACGCGAGAGGCGGGACUGAGCGCGCAGGGCGUGACGGGAGUUGUAGUCCGAGGGGCGGGGCCCCGGCGGAGCCCGGGGGCGGGGGAGUCGGCAACGCCCGGCGGGUGUUCGCACUGCGGGAGGGGCCCGCUCGGUGCUCUCCGGCCCAGUCCACGCCGUUGGCAGGUACUGAGGACGCCGGCAAAGCAGUGACAGGCGUCCAGAAGACCGGUGAGCCCUACCCGGACCCCUGGGACCCGUCCCACCCUAACCCGUCCGGAGCCGAGAGCCACCCUACUCUCCGCUGCCGGCGACGCCGUCUUGCGCCCUCCACUCCUGCUGGAGACCAGAACCACGCCUCCCAACGCGAACGCCGGUACCUGCUCUCGCCUCCGUGGACCCUACCGAAAACCUGCAUGCAGAGCCGGGCGUGGUGGUGCACACCUGUGAGCCCAGCCCCAGUGAGGCUGAGGCAGGAGGAUGGUUACAAGUGGAAGACCAGCCUGGGCUACAAAGUGAACUCAAGGCCAGCCUGAGCUGCAUGGC
This is a messenger RNA of Octodon degus (degu), 1177 nucleotides long. RefSeq lists its product as uncharacterized. The coding region runs from base 1 to 1167 and encodes 388 amino acids. The record is from RefSeq and is a predicted model, not a curated record. The transcript is spliced from 7 exons. Lineage: Eukaryota; Metazoa; Chordata; Mammalia; Rodentia; Octodontidae.